CAAGUAUGUCGGAACUAGAGAACACAACAUUACAUAAACAGCGGCAGGAAAUACAGCUGCUGAUGGGAGAGCUGAAGGAUCGGGAUCGGGAACUCAGCGACAUGAUGACAUCACAUCAACAACAGCUGGUUGCCUGGCAACAGGACAGAGAUAGACUGACUUCACUAGAAAGGAAAUGUACACAGUAUGAAGAGGAGCUACGUAUGAAGGCGUCUCAGUUACGUAAUGCUCUCGGCAAUCUGAAGGCGAUGAAGUCAACAGAGAGUGAGAACAAGAGGGACCUGGAGAAAUUCAGAUCAACACUAGACAGAUUAUCUCAGGAAAAUAGCCAGUAUAAGGAAGAGAUCAGUCAGCUACAGGGUUUAAAUGAGACUUUACAAGGGAAUGUGAACAAUUUAUCAAACAAAGUGGGGAAACUAGAAGCUCGGGAGGAGGAACUAACUACCAGUCUCAGGUUAAAGGAGAAGGAUAUUUCAUCAGCAACAGGACACAUGAGAGAGUUGAGUGAACGUCUGCAGCAGCUGGACCUCAAAUGUAAAGAGUGUCAGGACAGAGAAAGGGAGGCCCUGAAAGAGAAACAAGACUGGAAACAAAAAUAUGAAAAUACAAAAGAUGAAUUCAACACAUUGGCCGCUGAAAUGGAUCACAGACGGAAAGAAGCUGUAAGAUUAGCCGAAGAGAACAAGUCAGCAAGGCAACAGCUUGCACUGAUACAAAAAGAAGCUGGCAUGAUGGAGAGAUGUAAAGAUGAGCUGAUUGAUUCUAUGAGGGUAAAGCAGGAGAGAACAGAUACACAGCUACGCAGUCUUAGAGAGUUAUAUGAUAGACAAGUGCGGGAGGUGGCCAGUCUACAGCUACAGCUUGAUAACUCUAAGGAGUUGAUAUACAGACAGCAGAACAGCAUUGAUGAGCAACAGUUGAGUAGUUCCUAUCAAGGGAGGUUAAGUCAAGCUUCAGAAUACUCCCUUGAACGGUCUUCAGCAAGUCAGAGACAGCCAGGAAGAACUAAGUCUUCACCAUCACUUUCUAGUAAAUACCGUGAACCAGACAUGACUGGUUCACACCAACACACUCAAAGCUCAGGGUACCAGUCACAACUAUAUGAAAACCAGACUGGGAAUCAUCCAUUGCCAAAUACAUUAGAAAAUAAUUAUGCUGACUUGACUGGUUCCAAGCAGUCAAGCAGACUGUAUCAAGAAAAUAUUAGCGAGAGAAAUUCACAAACAGGAAAAACUGAAAACCAGUCAAGGCAUUUUGAUUCCCAGAAAUUAAAAGAAAGUGACAACAGAGUGAAAAAUACUGAAUAUCCAAAUGUAGAAUCAAAUGUUAAGAGAAGCAAUUCAAAACCAGAAAGUCCUGAUACGAGUGAUGCAACUAGAGAAUUGCUUACAAAUAAUUUUCAUUCUGUACCAAAAGACCAUGAACCUAGUACCAAAGUUGGUCAUACUCCACCAAAAGCUCAAACAAAACUUGUAUUUGACUCUCCAAAGAGGCAAGAUGGGUAUGUAAUACAUGAGACCACAAUUGAGAUUUACACCGAAGAAAAAAAUCCAAGUUCGCAGAAACCGUCAUUUGACUGUGAAUUAAGUGAAAAUGCAUUAAAAGCCAUUGAAAGAGCUGAAAACAUGCUGACCAAACAUAGUGAUACACACAAAGAUCAGGUUAGAACUGAUAUUGAAACAGAAAAAAGUGAAACAGACUGUGGAAAUAAUAAUGGUGCUAAAAGUGAUUUUGAAGAGAACUUAGAUGAUAUGUUUCAAAGAGUUAAAUUGGAUGAAAAUUUUACUGAGGAAGGCCGAGAAGCAUACUGUGAUAAAGAGUUUGAAAAGAAGUAUACAUUUGACAACAAAUUGUGCUCAUUUCUUGAGGACCUGGAUGAUAUUGAUGACAGUAUAUGGGAUGAAAAACCAACAAAAAGUGCCAAUGUAUCAACAGUUGAAUCAUCUCCUGCCAGUAAAUUACGCAAAUUGCUCAUAGAAUCUCAGCAGAUGAUCCAGAGUUUGGAAAAAUCAUCAGAUUCACCAAUACAGAUUAAAACAAGGGACUCUACAGAACAGAUAGGAGUUUCAGUAUCCACGGGAGGAGAAAAUGUUCAACAAAAAUCUAACUAGAACAAAAGAUAAAUUUUACACUGUUAAGGUUCAUCAUGCAGUCUUGUUUAAGAUUCAAGCAGUAAAAGCAGCCAAAUGCUAUAUUUUAACUUUUCAAGAUUGUUUGUGGUUUAGAAUUCAAAACCUAUUUAAAUUGCGUUAAUUUAUUAUGUUGUUAAACUUAGGAAAGAUUGCAAGUUUUGUGCUGCUAGUUAAGGAACUAUGCGUUCUUGGUUGCAACUAACAUUGUUAUUUUUAUUGUUUGAUCCAUCAAAUCUGUAACAGGAGUGUUUAAGAAGUGCGGCUUUCUUUUUGCAAGAUAGAAGUACUCAACAUUGUAAAAGUCUCUAGGGUCGGUAGUAGGAUCUUUGGAACUUUUUUUAAGAUAUCUUUUGAAUUAAAAAAAUGUGUUUUUGGCCAAGAAAAAUGUAUUUUUACACUUGUAAAAUUAGCCGAUGAAAAUUUUUGAUUUUUGCAGUAAUUUACCAGAUUUAGACAUGGAAAUGUUGUUGUUAUGUGAACUAAGAUAUCUUGAAUAGUUUUAGCAAUCUUUCAAUGAAUGAAGUUACGACUUAAAGGGGUACGCAGGAUUUUCGUAAGGUGCUCAAAUUUCCGAAAGUUGAAAAGUUAUUGACAACAUGUGGAAUAACUUGCUUUUAUUGCAUUGAUUUAUAACCUAAUAAAAACAUUACAGAAAGUUAACAAAGCAUUAAAAUCUUACAGUUACAGGUACAUAAAUCAGGUCUGAAUUACUAGUAUGUUCACCUUUUUAUGUACAAAAACAAUAAUAGAAUUAUAUGAGCCGUGCCAUGAGAAAACCAACAUCGUGGGUUUGCGACCAGCAUGGAUCCAGACCAGCCUGUGCAUCCGCGCAGUCUGGUCAGGAUCCAUGCUGUUCGCUUUUAAAGCCUAUUGCAAUUAGAGAAACAUUUAGUGAACAGCAUGGAUCCUGACCAGACUGCGCGGAUGCGCAGGCUGGUCUGGAUCCAUGCUGGUCGCAAAGCCACUAUGUUGGUUUUCCCAUGGCACGGCUCAAUUAUUAUGUUCCCAACAUACGCUGACUGUAAAAUGUUUUGGACCAGCGGGCUUCCUUAAAACCAAGUUGAACACAAAAGUCUGAUUUUAGUGCUUUUGUAUCCAAAAUAACGAAAAAAUGCUAUACAAGCUCUCUGGUUAUUCGGACACAUUUUUAACUGUAACAACAGAUUUCUAUGCUUAGUUAUUGAUAUGACAUGUUUUCAAAAUUGAGAUAUCAGUAUAACUAAAGCAAGCUAUUUCUAUUAUGUCAUUAAUUUUAGAAAAUUCAGAAAAUUGGUAUGAUUUUGGGGUGGGCAUUUUGUCUGUAAAUCCCAUGUCACGUUUGACGAUGAAUUCAAAACAAAUCAUUUUUAAAAAAAAUGUUCCUAUUAACGCCAUCAGAGGUCAAAAUGAGGUACAACACGGAUGGAAAUUAUUUUUAAAGAGAAAUAAAGAAACUCUUUUAUUAUGGAAAAAGAUGGAUCAUUCAGUAAGUAGGUUCUAUAGAUAAUAGAAAAUAUAGAUAUCAGUAUUAUUUCUGUUGAAAAUGCUAUUUAUCUCUUAAAAGGCAGCCUUUAUAUUUUAAACACUUGUUAUUAGCAAAAUUUAUGAAAUAAAUGUAAAAGGCA
Mercenaria mercenaria is the source of this 3736-nucleotide messenger RNA. Its product is annotated as protein hook homolog. The transcript is spliced from 10 exons. The coding region runs from base 6 to 2111 and encodes 701 amino acids. NCBI's taxonomy places the organism in Eukaryota, Metazoa, Mollusca, Bivalvia, Venerida, Veneridae. The record is from RefSeq and is a predicted model, not a curated record.